UCUCUUCCUCCUCCUCCCCUUUCUGGCCCGCCCUGCCGCCGGACCCCGCCUGUCCCUAUAUAAGGAGGGCGAGGAGGAGGCCGAGGCAAGGGGCGCCGGCCGCAGCUGGGAGAGCGAGAGGCAGCUGGCAGGCGAGGCUGGGCAUUGAGGCACCAUGGCAGACCAGUCUUUUGUGACGUUAGCCACAAAUGAUUCCUAUGUAAAAGGAGCACUUGUACUGGGAUCGUCACUACGAAACUACAGAACAACAAGGAGGUUGACGGUGCUGAUCACUCCACAUGUUUCAGACCCAAUGAGGAAAGUACUGGAAAAAGUCUUUGAUGAAGUAAAACUUGUGGAUGUCUUGGACAGUGGAGAUGUAGCCCAUCUUGCAUUAUUGAAAAGGCCUGAGCUUGGUGUUACGCUGACAAAACUCCAUUGCUGGGGACUAACAGAGUAUUCAAAGUGUGUGUUCAUGGAUGCAGACACAAUGGUUUUGUCAAAUAUAGAUGAGCUUUUUGAAAGAGAAGAGCUUUCUGCAGCACCUGAUCCAGGCUGGCCUGACUGUUUCAAUUCGGGAGUUUUUGUAUAUCGGCCUUCUAUUGAAACAUUCAAUCAACUGUUACAGCUUGCCACAGAGAAAGGCAGCUUUGAUGGUGGGGACCAGGGCUUAUUAAACACUUUCUUCAGCAAUUGGGCAACAGCAGACAUUAGCAAGCAUCUGCCAUUUAUUUAUAAUCUAAGCAGUAUUUCAAUCUACUCCUAUCUUCCAGCAUUUAAAGCGCAGACCUCUCCUUCUUCUGACAGGUUUGGAACAAAUGCUAAAGUGGUACACUUCUUGGGGAGACUGAAGCCAUGGAACUACACAUAUGACUCCAAAGCCAAAAGUGUCAAAGAUGCUCAAGAUCCCACAGUAGUACAUCCAGAGUUCCUCAAUAUGUGGUGGGAUAGUUUCGUCACAAAUGUUUUGCCGUUGUUACAGCAGCAUGGCGCCAUUAAAGAUACAGCUACUGGUGUAAAAGCGCUAUCGGGCUUGGUCUAUACUCUGGCUUUCUCUUGUGGCUUCUGUAGAGAGGAAGAGGCAGCAGAGGCAGUAUCCAACCUGUCACUUUCAUCUACAGCACUGCCACACUCACCACCGUCGCCACCCCCUAUGUCCUCAGAAGAACGCAAAGAAAGAUGGGAGCAGGGCCAGGCUGACUACAUGGGAGCAGACAGCUUCGACAACAUCAAGAAAAAACUUGAUGCCUACCUCCAGUAGAAGCACUUGUAUCUGCUCUACAGAAGUCAGCAAUACAAGGACUUUUCAGAGCUAAAGCAACUAGGAAAGUCAGAUAGGGUCAAUUAGACUUGCUAGCAGCUUUGCCACUGCUCAGCUGAAGGCGGUUGGCAGUACUGACAAUAAGAACUGAACAAAACCUGUUUUAAGUAUGAAUCCUUGUGCCAAUCUUGUGUCCAACAGCCAGAUCUUUUCCUCUUGUACAAAACCUAAUGAACAUGCCUGUAGAGAACUCAAUGGGAACAGGGACUAUCCUUUAUCUCUUUCCUUCACUCCAAACCAAGUUUGGCUUAGUGUUAAAAUAAUGGCUAGAGAUUAAGGCAGCUAUAGUGAAAGGGCCUUAUAGGAAGGACGUGAAAGCAUGGCAAUAUCACACAGAUAUAUAGCCUUUCUGUCAAUUCCAGCCAUAUUUAAAAUUCUGACCAGACUUCUAUGCACAGUACCCACAGCAUGGCAAAUACUUUUCAUUUAGUUAUGUGUAUUUCUGGGACUAGUUAAAAACAACUGAACAUUUUGAACUGUUACCUGUAUCACAGCACUCAAAAUACAAAAUAAAGAAAUCAUGGUAAAACCUAAAUAAAUAGAAUAUGGCACAUAGUUUUGUCAAACAGUACUAUGACCUGACCUAAACCUGCUACCUCACAUUAGUUGGCUGCAUCAUCAACAUGGUUUCAUAGGCUGAUAGGAAUGUUAUUUUCUACAGUGUUCUUUGGGUGUUUACAUUUUAUUAAAACUUGUGCUAUGUUCUACUGAAAUGGUUGAUGUGACACAUCGUGCUGUAUUGAGUAUGUGUGGUAACUAGGUUUUAUUUCUUCCAUAGCUUAUAAAAAUACUGCUAACUUGCUGAGUUAAAUAUACAAUACAAUAAAGAUGCACCAGAAUUUCUGAA
Sceloporus undulatus (fence lizard) is the source of this 2147-nucleotide messenger RNA. It is a transcript of the gene GYG1, whose product is annotated as glycogenin 1. The record is from RefSeq and is a predicted model, not a curated record. Gene Ontology annotation, molecular function: glycosyltransferase activity. The transcript is spliced from 8 exons. Lineage: Eukaryota; Metazoa; Chordata; Lepidosauria; Squamata; Phrynosomatidae. Gene Ontology annotation, cellular component: cytoplasm. Bases 155 to 1240 code for a protein of 361 amino acids.